Aspergillus bombycis is the source of this 1764-nucleotide messenger RNA. RefSeq names its product putative ubiquitin ligase complex F-box protein GRR1. The record is from RefSeq and is a predicted model, not a curated record. Bases 1 to 1764 code for a protein of 587 amino acids. The transcript is spliced from 3 exons. Gene Ontology annotation, cellular component: SCF ubiquitin ligase complex. Lineage: Eukaryota; Fungi; Ascomycota; Eurotiomycetes; Eurotiales; Aspergillaceae. Gene Ontology annotation, biological process: SCF-dependent proteasomal ubiquitin-dependent protein catabolic process. Gene Ontology annotation, molecular function: protein binding.
AUGCCCCGCUCACGGCAACCCGCUCGGUUCUCGAGCGAAGCUCCUUCCGAGUCGUCAUCCUCAUCAUCCCCGGACCGGAACGUUGAUGACGACACCGAUUUCUUCACAGCCCAGGCAAAUGAUUCGCAAUCGUCUGUUGGAGGCAUCGCAACCUCCCGCGACGUACACGCACAACAUGAGCAGUACGUGCUCCCGCCGAUCGGACGCCUUCCCCCGGAAAUUCUGAUCGCCAUAUUUGCAAAGCUCAGUUCGCCGGCCGACAUGUUGAGCUGCAUGCUGGUAUGUCGAAGAUGGGCUGCUAAUUGUGUUGGAAUACUAUGGCACCGACCGUCUUGCAGCAACUGGGUCAAUAUGAAGAGCAUUACGACGACAGUUGGGAAAGAAGACGGCUUCUUCUCGUACUCCGAUCUGAUCAAGAGGCUGAAUCUUUCUGCCUUGAUGGAGGAGGUCAGCGACGGCACCGUUGUACCCUUCGCACAAUGUAACCGGAUCGAGCGGUUGACUUUGACCAACUGCUCAAAACUUACGGACAAGGGAGUAUCAGACCUAGUGGAAGGCAAUCGGCAUUUGCAAGCCUUAGAUGUCUCGGAUCUGCGUUCUCUUACGGAUCACACUUUAUACACUGUGGCCAGGAACUGUCCUCGGCUCCAGGGGCUCAACAUCACCAACUGUAUCAAAGUGACAGAUGAUUCGUUAAUUGUCGUAUCGGAGAACUGUCGACACAUCAAGAGAUUGAAACUCAACGGUGUCAUACAAGUUACGGAUAGAGCGAUUACAUCGUUUGCUCGGAACUGUCCGGCUAUCCUUGAGAUCGACCUGCACGACUGCAAGUCUGUCACCAAUCGUUCCGUAACUUCCCUCAUGGCUACCCUUCCCAACCUCCGCGAACUACGGCUCGCGCAUUGCACAGAGAUAGACGAUCUAGCCUUCCUGGAACUCCCAAAGCAACUCUCUAUGGACAGCCUCCGUAUACUUGAUUUGACAGCGUGUGAGCACAUCAGAGACGAUGCUGUAGAGCGCAUAGUUAGCUCAGCUCCUCGCCUACGAAAUCUUGUGCUUGCCAAGUGUAAAUUUAUCACCGACCGUGCGGUGUGGGCUAUAUGCAAGUUGGGAAAGAACUUGCAUUACGUUCACCUGGGCCACUGUUCGAACAUCACCGAUGCGGCUGUGAUCCAGCUUGUGAAGUCCUGCAACCGGAUCAGAUACAUUGAUUUGGCUUGUUGCGUUCGUCUGACGGACCGCAGUGUUCAGGAGUUAGCAACGUUGCCGAAACUGCGGCGGAUCGGUCUGGUCAAGUGCACCUUGAUCACCGAUCGCAGUAUCUCGGCACUAGCGCGGCCAAAGGCCUCGCCUCAUUCAUCCAUCAGUAGCCUGGAGAGGGUCCAUUUAAGCUACUGUGUUAACCUGACCAUGCCUGGAAUCCACGCUCUACUCAACCAUUGUCCUCGGCUCACCCACCUCAGUCUGACCGGGGUGCAGGAGUUCCUCCGGGAUGAGCUUACCAAGUUCUGCCGUGAGGCACCUCCGGAAUUCACGCAUCAGCAGCGGCAAGUGUUCUGUGUAUUCAGUGGUGACGGCGUCAAGCAACUCCGCGACCACCUGAACCGAACCGUCCCUCCGGCCCGGGAAAUGAACGAGGCUACCAUGUAUGACGAUGACGAAGAAUUAGAUGAGGACGAGGGUCAAGUGACUGGCCUGAUGCAUGCGACAGCAAUUAACGACGACGAUGACGACUAUAUUGACAUUGGACAUCCUCAAGGUUGA